Molecule: messenger RNA, 2280 nt
Organism: Athalia rosae (coleseed sawfly)
Lineage: Eukaryota; Metazoa; Arthropoda; Insecta; Hymenoptera; Athaliidae
Product: calcium-binding protein P-like
Exons: 3
Coding region: 72-1262 (396 amino acids)
Source: RefSeq, a predicted model, not a curated record
GAAUUAUAAUUUUUAGUAGAGAAUCGAGUUCGGAUAAGUAGAGAGUUCUCGAUAACCGAAUAAAAAAAACCAUGAGGAUUAUACACUUUUUGAUAUUAUCGGUGGGAGUUUUUGACGUAGUUAAUUCUUCCGGAUGGUUUGGAAUAUUCGACGACCUGUGGGAGGAGCUUUUUGGAACGCCGCAAUCUACCACGGUUUCCAAUACCGGUUCUAAGGACGACGAAGAUUUUUGCACUAUCCUCGACGAAUGGUUCGGGGAUAGCGAUGAUGACAGCGACAGCGACAGUGUAGACAGCGACGAGGAUAGCGAUAACGAAGAAAAUAAUAACGUUUUUCCGGUCGGCCAACCAGAUUGGAUGCAGGGAACGGUUCCUCCUCUUACGGUUCACCAACAACCGCAAGUGCAGCCUGGUUAUCAUCCUUAUGAUAACCCCAGUAAUCCUUAUCCUGGUCAACAACAACAGCAACAACAAUUUCAGCCUCCUUACAACCCCGGUGCUUCUUAUCCUGCUCAACAAUCGCAACAACCACAGCCAGGACAACAGCAAUUGCCAUCUUAUAACCCGAGUGCUUCUUAUCCUGCUCAACAAUCGCAACAACCACAGCCAGGACAGCAACAAUUGCCAUCUUAUAACCCGAGUGCUUCUUAUCCUGGUCAACAAGCACAGCCAGGACAACAACAAUUGCCACCCUCUAACCCGAGUGCCUUUUAUCCUGGUCCACAACAACAACAACCACAGCCGGGACAGCAACAACAAUUUCCGGCUCCUUAUAACCCGAGUGCUUCUUAUCCUAGUGAACAACAACAGCAACAACCAGAUCCAGUUUAUUACGGACAACCUCCGAUCGCCGCUGUGCCGUCACAGCCCUACUGGUCAUCACCCGCGCAACAAAAUCAACAAAUUCAACCCGCGAUCCAACAACAACAAAAACCUCCCCAACCACCCCAACUGCAACCCUCUUCACCCUACUACGCUCCUCGACCGAUUCCGUCUGCACCUCCUCUAGUUUCCCAACCGCUUCCGGUUCCUCAACCUGCACCGAUUCCUCCGGUUGGCGGAGUUCCGGCGCAAGAAGAAGCUCCUGGUUAUUCUGCGGGAGCGCAAGAACAGCCGGGAAAUUCCGAUUCCGAAACUCAAGAGGCUUCGGCAAGCGAUUCGCAGGGAGAUCAGGAUUCCCUCGUCCUUUCGUUGGCUGGUGACGAAAUCGACGAUACUAACGACGAAAGUUCGACGAAUGAGAACUCGGAGAACACUUCGUAGAGUUGAAAAUUAUUUCGCGAUAUACAACACGUGCAGCAACAUUUCCAUGAAAAUCGGGGGCACGAAUUUUUCAGGCGUUUUUUGCGAGAACGUUCCGUCCCGACGUUAAUUUUCUCGCAGAACUUUACGCGAGUCCCUUUGGAAAUGCGGGUCGAUACGUAUUUCUCUGGAUCACCCCACCUGCGAGAACAAAAAUUGCAAGAAAAAAACAAAAUAUCGUUCAAAAGAAGUUGAGAUUACUUGUAGACCUUGUUGGGAUAACGAAUCUGGAAGUAAUUUCAACCAGCGAUUUUUGCGACCGAUAACAAAUUUGGGAAUUUGUAACACCGAUCGAUCGGUAACUGAAUAAGUGAUUCCAAAAAAAAAAAAAGAUUUCACGUAGAAAAGAAGCAAAAAAACAAAAAAAAAGAGUUUACCAAACUGUGACAAAAACAGAAAUCUGGUUUUGGGUAUUUAAGCUCCGUCGAACUUGAUAACGUGUCUAAAUGACGAAAUGAGCUACAAAAUCGCGUAUUAUAUUAUAGAGUUACUACAUGCGUGUUUCGUGUUUUACGCUGAGCGAGUUUAAUUAAUUAUGUUCAUGUGGUUUGCCGUGAAUAGAAUGUUCGAAACGUACAUACGUUCAAACUACAGUGUGUGCUGCGUUUGACUAUAAUAGAACGAUUAUCGAAAAUUAGUUAGCAUAAAUAUCCCCCGGAGCCCGUAAGCGCGCCCGCUUUUCCCUAUGACAGGGUCGAAUUUCAUCGUUUUUAUGGCGUCCAUACGUAACCUAAUUACCCUAAAAAACAAUCGCAAAAAUUGUUCAUCCGAUUAUUUUGCAUAAUUAACGAAAACAGCGAUUCUAACUAAAAUUUAAGCGCGCCUAAUUUACAUGUUAUCUACAUUUUAAGCCGAUCUUUAUUAAGGGUAUAUAUGUGAAAAUUUUUUCAUCCCGCACCCUGCAUCCCCUCUGUCAUUUUCUCCUCGCCAAUCGAUUUCGAACACAAUCAAAUUAAAUAAAUAAAUUAAGAAAUCCAAA